GUUCUCCCCCACCUUUAGCAUCCCCUGGCAGGGGGAAGGGCCUGGCCAUUAGUUGCCAGGGGACAGAGUGUCAGCCAUUUAUGUACACUGGCCCAUUACUCUGCAACAACCUCACCCCUAGUGUAAUGGACUCACAGAUCGUGCCCACUUGUGGCCCCAUGCCAUCCAUGGGGGGGUGCCCCUUCCAAUGCGACAGCCCUUCUCGGGGGUCCCCUCUCUCUCGGGGUCAGGCCCCUCCACCUCCUGGAGUUGCACCUCUCUGAGCCUUAGCACGUCUGUCUCUGCCGUGGGCCCCCCCCAGGGAGUCCCCUUGCUCUGGAACCCCCGGGCCUCCUCACCCCCAAAGGGGAUAAUACCCACCCCACUUCGCUAGCCCCCAGCGACUCUCCCCCAGCGUAACACAGGAGGGUUUAUAGAGGGUUGAACCCAGCACAGGAAACUCUCCAGCCUCAGGCCUGGCCUCCCUCAGCCCAGCACAUCCCAGUCCCCCUGCAGCCAGGGGGGCUCUGCCUGCUCCCCCUCUCCAGCCCCGAGCCCCCCUGCUUCCCAGCUGGGCCUCCAAUAUCCCCGGCCCCAAGCCCCCUCUGUCCAUUGGCUUCUCUCCAGGGAAACAGGGUCGUAAACAGGCAGGCCUGGGUCUCCUCCCCUCUCAGCCCCCCUCUGGCCUCUCUGGCCGGAGCCGGCUGGUCAGGUCACCGGGGUCCUGUCCCCGCAGCCCAUUGUCCCCCACUGGCCAGAACCGGCUGCGACGCCUGAGCUGGGUCUCCGGGUCACCAGUCCCUGGGGUCUCCAUCCUCCCGGCCAUCAGCUGGGGUCUGAAGGUCCCUCUCCCCUCCCCUCGUUAAACCAGUAACAUCCAGGGACACUGAGUCCCACCCCCCUGCAUGCAAAUCCCUGGAAAACCACAAAAAGAUAGGAAAAUCCUCCACUUCGUCACAGCUAGAGACUUAAGAAAUGCACAGGGGAAACUGAGACACCCACACAGUAUUCAGAGGAAACAUUAAGAACAGCCCCACUUCGUCACCUCAGCGCCCCACAGGGCAAUGUGGGGUAGGGAGACAGUGCUGGUACCCCCAGGGCACUGUGCCAGGAGGAUUUUCAGGGGUACUGUGCCGGUCGGCGCAGCCAAAACCUGGGCUCCUGGCCCUACCCCACAACCCGUGGGGGUCCGGGCAUGGCCCACUGGGAGGGCAGCACCCAGACCAUAGAGCGUACAUGGGAGUGCGGGGAGGUUUGCAGGAAUCAGGGCCCCGUUGGACCAGGCACAGCACACAACAAAACACAGCCCCACAGCCAGAGGGGCUGCCCUGCCCCGUAGCUACUGGGGGGGCUGCAGUGAUGGGGAAGGCUGCAGGUGGUCCGAGGCCAUGGGGAGGAGUAGGGGAGUGUGGUGUGGCAGGGAGCAGGUAGGAUAGGGUGAGGGAAGGCAAUGGAGCCCCGCUGGGUGCUGGUCAGGGGAGGGAGGGGGGGCUCUACCUCCCCCCCCCCAAGCUGGGGGCCCUGUCGGAAGUGGCAGGCUGCUGUGGGGCAGGGGGAGGUGACGCUCUGACAGGAAGCCCCAGUACAGGCGAUGUACUCUCACACCCGCCGGCUGCAGACUCACAGCCGGACCCCAGAGCACAGAGCUGCCUAUGGCCUGGGCUGAGGGCACGGCGAGUGGUUGGGUGGGGGGCUGGGUGCUCGUCCCCCUGGGGGGCUGCCUGCUGCUCUGUGGGCUCUGCCGGAGAAAGCUUCCUGUUUUCCCCCCAUGGGGCCCACAACCCAGCUGCCCCUGCCUCCCAGAUGCUGCCCCUCUGCCCAUUGUGUAUUGCAGGGACUCGCCUCUGGAGCUGGGGCCACGCUACAUCUCAGAUCCUACCUCUGGCACCAGUGUCACCACAAGCCCACAGCCUCCUGUGGGCCCCAGGAGCACGGACAAUGAGGACGAGGAUGAUUUCCAGUACCCUCCUGCCCCGUGGACAGAGUCGCGGCAGACCCCGGUCUUUGAGUCCCUGAAGCAGGCCCGGGAAUCUGGCACUGACGUGGACAGCCAUGGGAGCUACGUGAACAUCAACUCCGAGGAGGACUAUGUGAAUCUGCAGGGUGCCAAUGGGAGAUGCUCCGUGGAGAAGGACAAGGAGUAUCUGGAGGUGCUUCCAUUGGAGGCCGAGAGAACCUGGCCCCACAGGCAGAAGGGCUCCAGUCACGACAAGGGUGAGAAUGUCUCCUAUGCGAACGUGGACGACAAGGAGCUGAAACCCCCCUCACUGGACGAGCAAAAAGCCGACUAUGACUAUGUCAACAUGUCAUAGCCGUGUGGUGCCAGGGACCAGCCGCCUCUGUCUCUGACCCCCGGCGGGUCCCUCAUUGGGGCCCUGGAUACGGGUGGGGGCUCUUGGAGAUCCCCAGAUAGAAGACGUGGCCUUUGCUGCCCUGCUAGCCUGGCACUGGGCUCCCCAGCAGGGCCGAGUACACUGCCCCACAGCACAGGGCUGGGUUCCCCAGUGGGGCCAAAUACACUGCCCGACAGCACGGGGCUGGGCUCCCCAGAGGGGCCGAAUAUGCUGCCCUACAGCAUGGGGCAUGGGCUCCGCAGAGGGGCCGAGCAGGCUGCCCCACAGCAUGGGGCUGGGCUCCCCAGUGAGGGUGAGUACCCUGCCCCACAGCAUGGGGCUGGGCUCCCCAGUGGGGCCGAAUACACUGCCCCACAGCACGGGGCUGGGGUCUCUAAUCUGAGCACCAGGUCUGGCUUGGCCAGUGCAGCCCGGUCCAGAAGGGGAGCUGCAGAGGGGAUCUGCCCAGCCCUUUGCGGGAGGGGAUGGUGCUAUGGGGUGGGGGCAGGCACAGAUCUGUCAUCUUCCCCACACCUCCCCCGGGCCUAACUCACCCGCAGCCUCCCCCAUUGUUUAGGGGCUUCCUUCUUGGUGAACCCGGGGACGUCACAGUCCCACAUCCACCCCUGUGCCAGGGCCCCGUCUGUCCACACCUGGGAUCAUGGUGUGUGCAUAAAACCGUCCCAAUAAAUCGGGGGAUUUGCCCCUAAACCUC
This is a messenger RNA of Gopherus flavomarginatus (Mexican gopher tortoise), 3027 nucleotides long. RefSeq lists its product as uncharacterized. The record is from RefSeq and is a predicted model, not a curated record. The coding region runs from base 1632 to 2291 and encodes 219 amino acids. The transcript is spliced from 14 exons. Lineage: Eukaryota; Metazoa; Chordata; Testudines; Testudinidae.